UGGUAUUUUUGCAUGGUUACAUUGAUUCAGCUUCGACCAGCGUAAGAGUGCAUAUACCAUGUGCCUGAGGACUAAGCAGGGGCGGACUGACAACUCAUGGGGCCCCCGGGCAAUAGGGGAUCAUGGGGCCCCUGUGUCCUUGCCCAAACUCAAAAAAGCCUAUAAUAAAGGUACCAGGGGCAUCUCAUGGGGCUCCCUACUGACCCCGGGCUCUCGGGCAGUGCCCGAGUUUCCAAAUGGUCAGUCCGCCCCUGGGACUAAGAAAGUAGAA
Molecule: messenger RNA, 271 nt
Organism: Staurois parvus
Lineage: Eukaryota; Metazoa; Chordata; Amphibia; Anura; Ranidae
Source: the annotation of a GenBank genome assembly